Hymenoscyphus albidus is the source of this 3471-nucleotide messenger RNA. NCBI's taxonomy places the organism in Eukaryota, Fungi, Ascomycota, Leotiomycetes, Helotiales, Helotiaceae. The record is from the annotation of a GenBank genome assembly.
AAUUGCUCGACACCCUACCGUAUUGCUACUGUACCUAUGCGGAUGUAAGAGUACCGUGAAGCAAGAGGAAGCGGUCUAGUUUCUUCACCCAGCAGUCCCUUUCCCAUUCAAUUGCAUUUCCGUUUCCCUUUCCUGAAUUCAAAGUGUUGCUCUCCUGUGCCACUUUUUGCGAGGGAUCCAAACAUCAAAUAUCUCGCCCGCAUCUGCCGAAUGUUUCUCGUCGCGACGCCGGUGUUGGAGCAUCAUCCCCCAUACGAAACGCUCUGACAUCUCCGGCCUCAGCCUGCUGAAGCUGCGAGCUCCUCAGGUCGCCCCAGGGCCUGACAACGGCACGCUGCAAGCUGCGACCUGCGACGUGCGAGGAGAGCGAACGCAUCCUGCUCUGUGCUGGACGGAGGAGACUAUUCACCUCCUCUGCCCAUCCAUCGAUUGCUUGCUUCUUGCUUCUUCCCUCCCGCUGCUUGCUCUCGUCGCUCCUGGCCGAGUCCUUGUCUGCAUCGCUCGAGAUCAGCGGGUUCCUGACCUUUCUUACCUGCCACUCACACUCAAUUCAGCGGUCUUAAGCACAAGCACAAGCACAAGCACAAGCACAAGCACUCACUGGCUUAAGCACUUGCACUCCAGACUGUACUCGUACCGGCACUUCCGCCGCGCACUUCUUGCCCUGACGGCUUCGAAUCAUCUCAUUUGAAUUUGCCUUUUACCAAUUUGCGGCGUGAUCAGCGUUAAUCAGCGUCCCGGUCCAAUCGACUUCGGAACUCUGGGCGCUGCAGUCGUACCACCAAUACCCAAGAGCGCCCAGCUUCAAAGUGCAUCUCCUCGAACCUCUUCUCCCAGUCUUCUCGUGUGACCGCUGUCCAGUAUCCGAAUGGUAGACUUGGCAAUCUCAAUCACCUCUUGGCAUCGCAAACACAUCACGACGACGAAGUCUUCGAGCAUGUGCGCCUAUGCCAAAUCAACGGCAUCGUCGACGCCAUCUGAAAAAAGAUCGCUGUUCUCGCGAUUGACGUCGCCUUUAAAAUCCCGCACGCGCAACCUCACCGACUUCCACAUCCGACCAAAGGAACCGCAUCGUCGAUACUCGCCAGGAGACGUCGUGGAAGGCGCGGUCGUGCUCACCAUCGUCAAGCCGGUGCGAAUAACCCACAUCACCGUCUGUCUACAUGGCGUGGUGCGAGUAUUCAAGAAUCCCAACGAUGCAAACUCGCCCGUAGUCGUGGAUCCUGAAUUGGCCGCUGCUGGAGACCCGAGAAAGACGCAGUAUUUUGGCAACGGCCACGCCUCGUUAUUUAACGAUGAAGUAACACUAUGUGGAGAAGGCCGACUUGAUGUUGGCAUCUACGAGUUUAAUUUUGAGCUGGAGUUUCCCAGGAAAGGGCUUCCUACUAGCAUCGACGUGAGUGGCUUCAUUCGCCCUACCCUCCUUACGGAACAGUGCUAAUCAAGGUGCAGUUUGAGCGAGGCAGGAUAUCCUACUUAAUAACAGCUACAAUAACACGACCAACUUCGAUCGCGGCGACCUCGACUGUCGAGCAAAACGUGAAUCUCGUUGAGACGGUCGACAUUGGUCCUAUGCUUCCACCCAAACCGCGAGUCAUCUCCCUCGAACCGAUUGCGAAGCGCCCGAAGAAGAAGAAGGCUGUCAAAUCCAAGGAAGGCGAAGCAAAUGACCCAAGCUCUGGAAGCGAGGUACCUCGAACAAACCACUCUCCGCGACCCGAUGACUCUGCAAGCCAAUGUGGCUCAACAGACCCUACGGGAAAUCCUCGAAGUCCUGUGCUCAGCGGCGAUGCACACAGCAUUCACAGUGCAGGUACCAGUGCUGAUAGUACGGUCAGCAGUAGUACGGGCCUCAGUUUUCGGCUUGGUCCUGUGCCCUCCUCUGCUACUAAAUCAGCUCGGGACAGCCUGGGCACUGGAAGUAGGGUUUCGUCCGCAUCAGGAAAGACCAUCACUGCAACAAUAGAGUGUCUCAAGGCCGGAUGUCUUCCCGGAGAUAAUAUUCCGGUGAAGAUCUCUAUUCAGCAUGCCAAAGCCAUCAAAAGUGUGAAUGGAAUAAUCGUUACCCUUUACCGACAGGGAAGAAUUGAUUCAGCACCCCCUCUGUCACUUUUCAAAGACAUCAAGGGAAAACAGGCCGAAAGAUUAAAACACGAAGAAUAUUAUCCCAAAUCCAAGACUGGUCUUGGUGGACUGUCGCUGACAUCCGCGGGUUCAAGUAGCAUGUUCCGAAAGGAUCUGGCUCAGACCUUCGCACCGAUUAUAGUUGACCCCGUGAGCCUGACCGCUAUCGUGAACGCAUCAGUCAGAGUACCUGAGGAUGCCUUUCCAACUAUCUCGUGCGUUCCCGGACAAAUGAUUACUUUCAAAUACAUGGUCGAGGUGGUGGUUGAUCUUGGUGGGAAAAUUGCUGGUCAUGUUCCUGCGACUACGAGUGGUACCCGAAACGACGCGAAUCCAAAUAUGGUAUCUGCCUUUGGUGUGAGCAUUGUUGACACAGACCACAUUAGACGAGAGAAAAGUGUGGUGGCCUGUGUUUUUGAAGUUGUGGUUGGCUCGACGGACAGCGCUCGACUUCGGGGUAGAGGCAAUAGCACUGUCAAGAGGUCUCACGACUGGGCAGUCGUAUCUCCAGAAUCACCCCGCUCUAGGAACGAAGCUCUUCAAUACUCAAACCACUCCACUAACGCGGACCCACGGAAUCCAUACCCAUACUACGAGAAUAGUUACGACGAAGACUACGCCGAUUAUGACCAUCAAGAUUACAGCUAUGGUCAAGAGUCAUAUUAUCCAAGCGAGCCAUCACAACCAGCGCAUUCUCAACUUUCCGUACCUCGUCCACAACUGAACGAAGGACUAAGUGAAAAAGAACGUCUCCGCCAGGCCGAGGAGCAUCUGCUGCCCAGCCAGCCACCUAACGAUUAUCACAACGGAGCAUCCUCUUCAUUACGAGUGCCUUCUGGGCCAUCAGCUCCCCCUUCCGCACAUCCUCUUGAAUCAUUAGACGAACACUACGAUGUCGAAAGCGAGACUCCUCACGUAGGGCCUAGCGCGCCUCCAUUCUCCGCCCCCUCUUCCGACAUUUCUGUUCCCCAUGGUCCCUCUGCGCCACCCCUCGAUAGCCUCGAUCCGAAUGCGCCAUUACCACCCACAGACGACAAACAAGAACUGGAACGGCGUCGACUUCUUAGUGAAGCCAGUGCGCCGGAAUUCCUUUCGGACGAAGACGACAAUGCUGGCGAAGGAAGCAGUCGAGCAAGAAGACGACCCCGACCCAUUCAUCACGCACCUUCUGCCCCUGUCCUCUCCGAAGAGGAUGGUUAUGGAAAUCAUUAUCACGAGAGCCUACCGAAAUAUGAACGCUGAAUUCAUAUUUUUAUAAUUUUGGGAUUUGCUUAUAUGCGGGGAGUAUUUGGGGGAAGGGGGUUAUGAUAGAUGGAAACUACGAUUAAUUUAUGAUGAUGUCAAGCG